UCUCUCAUUCUUUUGUUAUUAUAUUUAUUUAUCCCUCCCUUACAGCACCUACCCAACGCAGAGCCAAGUCGAUGGUCGUUUCAUAAGAAGCGAAGGUUUGUUUCCAGGGUUUGGGCAGGGGGAUGGAUCCGGUGUUGCUGGACGAUAUCAUAAACCGGCUGCUGGAGGUGCGGGCGGCGAGGCCGGGCCGGCAGGUCCAGCUAUCCGAGGCGGAGAUCCGGCAGCUCUGCGUUGCCUCGCGGGAUAUCUUUCUUAGCCAGCCUAAUCUAUUAGAGCUCCAAGCUCCCAUUAAGAUCUGCGGUGACAUUCAUGGCCAGUACGGUGACCUUCUAAGGCUUUUUGAAUACGGAGGUUUUCCUCCUGAGGCUAAUUAUUUGUUCUUAGGUGAUUAUGUGGAUCGGGGAAAACAAAGCUUGGAAACUAUAUGCCUUCUUCUUGCAUACAAAAUCAAAUACCCAGAGAACUUUUUUCUUCUAAGAGGAAAUCAUGAAUGUGCCUCAAUAAACAGGAUAUAUGGAUUUUAUGAUGAAUGUAAGCGUCGGUUUAAUGUGAGACUGUGGAAGGUCUUCAUUGAUUGCUUUAAUUGCCUCCCUAUAGCUGCUCUAAUUGAUGACAAAAUACUGUGCAUGCAUGGUGGCCUUUCCCCUGAUCUGUUAAACUUGGAUCAGAUUAAAAACUUAUCUCGUCCUAUUGAUGUCCCAGACACUGGUUUACUAUGUGACCUACUUUGGUCAGAUCCUGGAAGGGAUGUUCAAGGUUGGGGAAUGAAUGACAGAGGGGUGUCAUACACUUUUGGUGCUGAUAAGGUUUCAGAAUUUUUAUUAAAGCAUGAUCUGGAUCUUGUUUGCCGGGCCCACCAGGUUGUUGAGGAUGGCUAUGAAUUCUUUGCUGACAGACAACUUGUCACCAUAUUUUCAGCCCCAAAUUACUGUGGUGAAUUUGAUAAUGCUGGUGCAAUGAUGAGUGUUGAUGAAACUCUAAUGUGCUCUUUUCAAAUUCUCAAGCCUGCAGUGAAGAAACCAAAGUUCAUCAUGUCAACAAAAAUAUGAUAAUCGGAAAGCUUGCGUCAUCAAGCUGCAGCGUCAAUUUUCUGUGGUCUGUAUGCAUUUAAUUUGCUCAUUUUCAUGAAGGCUUUAAACCUGUUUCACGCUAAUGGCGGUGAGACAUUCAUGGAGACUGUAAAGGCUGGAAUCCUGUAGGUGAUGGACUUGGACUCAUCAAUGCCCGUAGCGAAGCUGAAAUAAUGUGAGAUGGGCACCAAGCAAUCGUGGUCUGGAAGCAACUAUGUUUCAUAGUCAGCAGAUGCCUAGUUCAUUUUCUUUGCUUUGUGAAACUAUGCUGUAGGGAUACACAAAGUGGUGCUGAAAGGCUGAAGCAUCUUACUGUUCUCUUCAAUAUCCUCAACCGGUAAAUGUGAUCAUUUUUUCCCCUGGGCAACCCAAAGAUGUAAAAUAUUUCUCAUAAAGCCAUAUUGUCCAUGUAUUGCUGAUGGGCAGUAUUCAUCGCGCGCGAGGACUCUUAUUUUCUGGAAGCAAUCAGAAUAUUGACUCAGAUACCAAUUUUAAGCCAUGGUUUUGGUUUAGAUGAUUUC
Messenger RNA from Phoenix dactylifera (date palm), 1591 nucleotides. RefSeq names its product serine/threonine-protein phosphatase PP1-like. Gene Ontology annotation, molecular function: protein serine/threonine phosphatase activity. Lineage: Eukaryota; Viridiplantae; Streptophyta; Magnoliopsida; Arecales; Arecaceae. The record is from RefSeq and is a predicted model, not a curated record. Gene Ontology annotation, cellular component: cytoplasm; nucleus.